Maniola jurtina (meadow brown) is the source of this 2539-nucleotide messenger RNA. RefSeq lists its product as uncharacterized. The transcript has a single exon. The record is from RefSeq and is a predicted model, not a curated record. Bases 481 to 2331 code for a protein of 616 amino acids. Lineage: Eukaryota; Metazoa; Arthropoda; Insecta; Lepidoptera; Nymphalidae.
UUCAACGGUUGAACUAAUUAUUAAUUGAACUAGUGGGAACAACGAGCGUUAUGAACACCUUCCUAAGGUUGACUGGGAAAUAAGGUUCUCGAGGUGAUUAAUUUGAGUAAGCUGAAAAACUAUCCUUUACGUCGAAAGGUUGUAUAAUUUUCUGAGAGACUGAUAAAUUCACAUCCUUCUCGGAUCUCAUAAAUUAAGAUAAAUAAUACUUAAUUAGGUAGAUAAACUAAUUAUAAUAAUAAUCUUAUAACACCACAAGAGAAUAGAUGAGGCAACGUUCUUAUAUUUCCGAUUUGUCAAUGACUGUACACUUAACUACAGUUUUCCUCUAGGAAGAAGUUAUUUCGUGGUCAAUAAAAAUGUACUUAUUACGAAGGCAACUAACGCUGUGAUUUCAUCUCAAUAUUUUCCUUAAACAACCUUAACUAUAUAAGAAUCACGCUGAAGGAUCCUCCCACAGUCUAACAACAGCAUUCGAAGAUGCACAGCACAGUGGUAGUUUUAUUUAGUUUGUUUUGUUUAGGAUGGAGCAAGGAUAUAACGCUCGGCAAUGCGGAAGGAAGGAAAAUCUUCGACGAAGUUCGACAAGCGAAUCCUGCUAUAUGGAGACAGUACGAGAAUGUUACAAUCAUAGCACCGGACAAUGAACUCAUAAGUAAGGUUGUCAUCACAGAUAACCGCCCAGAAAAGGAUGGGGAUGUCCAAAUAGUUAGUGGUGGAGAUGGACAGAAGUCUGUUACUAUAGAAUUAAAAAGUCCCACUGUUUUAAGAGGAUAUGAGUUCCAUAUUGAAGUCUACUCUAUGCCUGAUACAGUAGCUACUGAUGCGGAAGAACAUUUGAACAAUGAAGAUGUGACUCCUGGACAGAAUAAUGAAUCUACAGAGAUACCCGAUAUUAUUAGUAAGGACAAUAGCGACGAUGAACAAAUACAGAGCAAUGAAAGUACAGAAAUUCCUGAUAGUGUGAAUAGUAAGGACAUUAAAGAUUUUCCUACUCUAGUCACAGACGAUGUUAAGUAUGAUAGUAAUCGACCAGCUCGUGAGACUGAAGAAACUGAAGAAAAUAACUCACAAACGGACGUGCCUGAAGAUAAAAUAAGUAUAGGAAGUGACGAAUUCGCUUCUGAAUCUGAUGAAACCGCUUCUGAAAGUGAUGAAGCUAUUCCAAGAGAGCAAGAUACAACAACUGAAUUACCUGAAGCAAUAGAAGACACUGUAGCAGAUGUAAACCCCGAUAGUAUUAGACCAGCUCGUGAAACGGAACUCCAUACUUCUGUGAUUGCUAGUGCGCCUCUAGUUACAGAUUCUGUUGAAGGUGAUGUAACAACCGAGGGCGUAAGUGAAACUCCAGUGACGGAUGCAACUAGUGAAGUGAAUGAUGUAACAACUACAGAGGCCGUAGUCACGACAUUAUCUUAUGACCAAGCUACAUUUGCACCUGUAGCUUUUGAUAACAGUAAAAACAUACCCGAUUAUGCUUCGCUAAAUAUUUUGGAUUAUAUCAAAAACAGAGAAAGACCUAUCCGUCGUACGGAAGACGAAAAACAUGAAGAAAACGUAGGAACGUCUGAAUCAUCAGUCGAAACAGAUGAAAAUAAUGAUGAAACCACUCCUCUAGCAGACGAAACCAGUUCUAUAAAACCAGACGAUGGUACUGUUGACUUAGUUCCUCCUGAAAUAGACGCAAGCUACAAUACCGACUUUGUUGAUGCCGAAACUACAGCAAAUCCUACAGAAGGCUCUAUAAUAAAUAAUGGACCUAGAGGUGGACGUGGAAUUGACUUUGAUAGUGACAUUGAAGUAGAAUCUACUCCAACUCCUAUUAAUAUUGACGAGGAAUACACUACAACCCCCGCGAAUGCUGACGUCACAACUCCAAUAUUAGACGAAGAUCAAACUACUAUAGCUUCAUUAGAUGACCAAUUUAGAAACCCUCGUGGAGCUAGCACGGACGUAGAAAAUGAUGUAAAUAUUACUGAAGAAAUGCCACAAGGGAAUGUACCAAAUGAAGAAGUUAUACCUUCUGAAGAAAUAGAUGCAAUGCAGCCUAAACGAAAUAUAAUAAUAGUCAAUUUGGAGGAAUUUAUAGCAAGGGAUGAAAAUAAUAGAUUCAUGUACGCGUUACCGAUCGUCCUAGUUAUAAACAGUGAAAAUAAUAACUAUCCCAUCAUUAAAAUCAUAGCCGAGAACUCGUCAGAUGAUCUUGAGAAGGAAGUAUUUCCAACGCUGUCCUCAGACGAAUCUUUAGAGCCGAGUGAAUUUGAUUAUAAAAUUAUGGAAAAUGCUAGAAUAAAAGGAGAUACGUCGGGAGAUUAUGACCAGAGUCAGUGAUAUAAUAUUAUAAUGAUAUUUUAAGUUUUUAGUUAUGUUUUCUCUAUUUUAUUUAUUUAAUUAACUAGAUACAUAAGUACGUUACUUAAGUCUCUCUACCGAUAAUUUAAUUUAAUUACCUACUAGGUAGACUAGGUAUGUACCUACUUUAUAACAAUAAAGUUGUAAAAAUAAGAAUUGUUCUGAUGCUUUUUAGAAAUAUUAUCCU